GGCCAGUACUGUGACAUCUGCUCCUCUGCAAACAGCAACAAGGCUCAUCCCAUAACCAAUGCCAUCGACGGGACAGAGCGCUGGUGGCAGAGCCCCCCUCUCUCCAGGGGGCUGGAGUUCAACCAAGUCAACGUCACCCUGGACCUUGGACAGCUCUUCCAUGUGGCGUACGUCCUGAUCAAAUUUGCCAAUUCUCCCCGACCUGACCUCUGGGUGCUGGAACGAUCUACUGACUUUGGCCUUACCUACGAGCCCUGGCAGUAUUUUGCCUCUUCCAAGAGGGACUGCAUAGAGAAGUUUGGCCUGCACACAGUGGAUCGUAUCACCAAGGACGACCAUGCCAUCUGCACUACUGAAUAUUCCCGGAUCGUGCCUUUAGAAAAUGGGGAGAUUGUCGUUUCGCUGGUAAAUGGGCGCCCAGGAGCCAUGAACUUCUCCUAUUCUCCUCUCCUGCGGAAUUUCACUAAAGCCACCAAUAUCAGGCUACGCUUCCUGCAGACAAACACUCUGCUGGGGCAUCUGAUGGGAAAAGCUUUAAGGGACCCUACUGUGACCAGGAGGUAUUACUACAGCAUCAAAGAUAUCAGCAUUGGAGGGCGCUGUGUCUGCCACGGCCACGCAGACGUCUGUGAUGCCAAAGACCCUAAUGACCCUUACAGGCUGCAGUGCGACUGCCAACACAACACCUGCGGCGGCUCCUGCGAUCGCUGCUGCCCCGGCUUCAACCAGUUCCCGUGGAAGCCAGCCACCGCCGACAGCGCAAACGAAUGCCAGCCUUGCAAUUGCAAUGGCCACGCCUACGACUGCUACUACGACCCGGAGGUGGAUCACCACAAAGCCAGCAGAAAUCGUGAAGACAAGUUUGAAGGGGGAGGUGUUUGCAUCGACUGUCAGCAUCACACCACGGGCAUUAACUGCGAGAGAUGCAUCCCGGGAUACUACCGAUCCCCUGAUCACCCAAUCGACUCUCCGUACAUUUGCUAUCGUUGCAACUGUGAGUCAGACUUCACAGACGGCACCUGCGAGGACCUCACCGGGCGCUGUUACUGCAAGCCCAACUACACCGGGGAGCACUGUGAUGCCUGUGCUGAGGGGUACCUCGACUUCCCACACUGCUACCCUAUUCCGGCUUUCACUCACAACGAUACUGGAGAACAAGUGCUCCCUGCAGGACAAAUAAUAAACUGCGACUGCUACGCCGGUGGGACAGAAGGCAACGCCUGUCGCAAGGACCCUCGGGUGGGCAUGUGCGUGUGCAAGCCCAACUUCCAGGGAGCGCGCUGCGACCAGUGUGCGCCGCGCCGCCCAGGGUGAGUCCCCCGGCCCCGAGCCUCCCUCCGGGGAAGCGCGCGUCUCCCCCCGCUGCCCUGCUCGGUCUGCGGAGCAGGAAUUCUCCGGCCCCGGUGCGCUCCCGGCUACUUCAACUGCCCGCUGUGCCAGCUAUGCGGCUGCAGCGCCGUCGGGACGCUGCCGGGAGGCUGCGACGCCGCUGGGAGAUGUUUCUGCAAGCCGGAGUUUGACGGGCCUCACUGUGACCGCUGCAGCCCCGGACACCAUUCGUACCCCCACUGCUACGCUUGCUCCUGUGACUCCCGGGGCUCGUGCUCCAGGGAAGGGUCCCUCCACAGCACGUGCGACCAGGACACGGGGCAGUGCAGCUGUCGGCCCAAGGUGACGGGACUGCGCUGUGACACCUGCGUGCCGGGGGCCUAUGGAUUUCCACACUGUGAAGUGGGCUCCUGUAACCCAGCCGGGCUAGUGCCUGCAGACCCCUCGCUGGCCCCGGGCUCCUGUGCAUGUCGGGCGUAUGUUGAAGGCCCAGCUUGCGACAGAUGCAAACCGCUGUACUGGAACCUGACUCCGGAGAACCCCUACGGCUGCAUGAGCUGCAAGUGUGAUACCAAGGGCACCAUCAGUGGAAUUGCAGAGUGUCAGCAGGGCAAUGGGCAGUGUUUCUGCAAACCAAACGUUUGUGGGCAGCUCUGCUCAACGUGCAAAGACGGAUACUUCAGCAUGGACAAAGCCAGUUACUUUGGCUGCCAAGGCUGCCAGUGCGAUGUCGGUGGCUCGGUGGGGCCGGCCUGCGAGGAGCGCACCGGAGCCUGUCCCUGCAGGCAGAGCACCCGCGGCGCCACGUGCACCCAACCUGCAAGGGACCAUUAUUUUCCUGACCUUCACCACUUGAAAUUCGAGCUGGAAGAAGGCACCACGCCGGCUGGCCGGUCUGUGCGCUUUGGCUACAACCCUCUGGAGUUUGAGAACUUCAGCUGGCGAGGAUACGCGCAGAUGUCUCCCAUCCAGCCCAAGGUAGUGGUGACUCUCAAUGUGACCUCCCCCGACCUCUUCCGCGUCGUCUUCCGCUACGUCAGCCGGGGGCCCGCCAGUGUGCAAGGGAGGGUCUCGGUCCUUGAGGAAGGAAAGUUUAAUGUGUGUGGCAACUGUACAGAGCAGACCAAGCAGAUCAUCUUUGCUCCCAGCACGGAACCGGCCUUUGUCACUGUCCCCCAGAACAGCUUUGGGGAGCCCUUCGUGCUCAACCCCAGCACCUGGUCUCUGGUUGUUGAAGCAGAGGGUGUGCUGCUGGACUAUCUGGUUUUGCUACCCAGCUCAUACUAUGAAGCUCCGAUACUGCAGCUGAAGGUCACAGAGCCAUGUACCUACCAGCCAGCCCCAGAAAGAGCCGCCCAGAACUGCCUCUUGUAUAAGUACUUGUCGGUGGACGGCUUCCCUACUGCAUCAGGAGUGGAGGCAGUGUGCAGGUUGGACAACCGGUUACCCAGAGCAUGUCCCACAGAGCAGCUCACCCCCUCCCAUCCCCGGAUGGCAACAUGCAGCGGCAGUGAUGUGGAAGUCCAGCUGUCUUUGCCUGUUCCCCGGCCCGGGAAAUACGUGCUAGUGGUGGAAUACGCCAACACCCAUGCUCUGCAGACGGUGGGCGUUGCCGUGAGCUCGCCCCACUUAGCCAUGCAGCAGGGCACGUUCACCUUCUACCCGUGCGUCUACAGUUUCCUUUGUCGAGGGAUGGCUGUAGAUUCUCAGAGCCGCCUGGCAACUUUUGAACUUACCUCGGAGGCAACCAUUCGGUUCAUGGCUGAUCAGGCUGACUUCUUCCUGUACCAAGUGUACCUCGUACCUGCUGCACAGUUCACCAUGGAGUUCGUUGAGCCGAAGGUGCAUUGCAUCAGCAUCCAUGGCACGUUCUCCUCCAACAGCAGUUCCUGUGUUCCCUCGCGGUUCCUGAAACUUUCUCAGUCAAUCGUUUUGGAGGGAGGCCAGGCACUGCCCAUCACCCCUGACACUCCCCUGGCUCAGGCGGUCCACAUUGCUCCAGCCAGUGUCCCCAUGGAGCCUGCACCUCGGCCUCCCACUGCGGUGGACUCCUCAGCAGAGCUCAUCCUCCUGCAGCCCCCGCAGGCUGCUGUUGUGUUUAACAGUCGGAUCCAGACGCUGGGACGCUACGCUUUCAUCCUGCAUUAUUACCAGCCCAACCAUCCCACCUUCCCUGUGGAGGUGUUAAUCAACGGUGGACGCAUUUGGCAAGGUGAGACCAAUGCUACUUUCUGCCCACAUGGCUAUGGGUGCCGGAGCCUGGUAGUUUCUGAGAACCAGAUUAUCCUGGAUGUUACCGACAAUGACCUGACUGUGAUUGUGCGAGUGCCAGAAGGCAAGCAGCUGUGGCUGGAUUACAUCCUCGUGGUGCCAGAAGAAAGCUACAGUUCUCAGUACCUGCAGGAAGAACCGCUGGACAAGUCCUAUGACUUCAUCAGCAGCUGUGGCAUCAACAGCUUCUACAUCAACCCCACCACAUCCUCAAGGUUCUGCCGUGACUCUGCCAUCUCACUCUCGCUCUUCUACAACAACGGGGCCCAGCCCUGCCGGUGCCACGAGGCUGGAGCGCGGGGCAGCCAGUGCGAGCCCUUUGGCGGGCAGUGUCCCUGCAAGCCCAACGUCAUCGGGCGAGAGUGUUCCCGCUGUGCCACUGGCUACUGGGGCUUCCCUAACUGCAGGCCCUGUGACUGUGGGACGCGUCUCUGCGACGAGGUGACGGGCCAGUGCAUUUGCCCUCCGCACACGCUGAAGCCGGAGUGCGUCAUCUGCGAGCCCCAGACCUUCGGCUGCCACCCGCUCAUCGGCUGCGAGGACUGCAACUGCUCUCGGCCAGGCGUGCAAGAGCUGACGGAGCCGGGCUGCGAUGUGGACAGUGGGCAGUGCAGGUGCAAGCCUAAUGUCAUAGGACGGCAAUGUGACCUCUGCGCCCCCGGCUACUACCGUUACCCCAACUGCAGGCAAUGCGACUGCCACCAGGCUGGCACCGAAGCGAGUGUGUGCGACCCAGUCACGGGGCAGUGUCACUGCAAGGAGAACGUAGAGGGCCCAAGGUGUGACCAGUGCCGCUUGGGGACGUUUUCUUUGGAUGCCAGCAACCCCAAGGGUUGCACCAAGUGUUUCUGCUUCGGAGCGACUGAUCGCUGCCGCAGUGCUGAGAAGUACCGAGCCGAGUUCGUCGACAUGAGCGGGUGGGUGUUGCUGAGCAGCGACCGCCAGGAAGUGCCCACCACCCUGAGCCUGCGGGAGCAGCUCCUUCAUGCCGAUCUCAAGAACCUCCCUGAGGCGUAUCAGGAGCUCUACUGGGUUGCACCCAGCUCCUACCUCGGGGACCGGGUUUCAUCCUAUGGUGGGCACCUGCGUUACGAGCUUCACUCAGACCCACGGAGGGGCGAUGUGUUCAUUCCCAUGGAGUCCCGCCCGGACGUGAUCCUGAAGGGAAAUCAGAUGAGCAUCAUGUUUCUGGAAGGCACCUACCCCUCGCCGGGAGAGGUGCACCAAGGCCGGCUGCAGCUGGUGGAGGGAAACUUCAGGCACACGGAGACGCACAACCCUGUGUCCAGAGAGGAGCUCAUGAUGGUGCUGGCAAACCUGGAGCAGCUGCAGAUCCGGGCGCUCUUCUCUCAGCUCUCCUCCUCGGUGUCCCUGCGCCGCGUGGUCCUGGAGAUGGUGGCAGAGACAGCCACGGGCAUCCGUGCCAGCAACGUGGAGCUGUGCUUUUGUCCAGCCAACUACCAGGGAGACUCCUGCCAGGAAUGUGCUCCUGGUUACUACAGGGACACCAAGGGGCUCUUUCUGGGAAAAUGCAUCCCAUGUCAUUGCAACGGCCACUCAGAUCAGUGCCUGCCAGGGUCUGGGAUAUGCCUGAACUGCCAGCACAACACGGAGGGGGACCACUGCGAGCGGUGCAAGGACGGCUACGUGGGCAGCCACUCGCUUGAAGGACUCUUGCAGUGUGUUGGAUGCCCGUGCCCUCUUUCAGUUGCCUCCAACAACUUUGCCAUCGGUUGUGUCCACAAGGGCUCCAGCACACAGUGUCUCUGCAAGCCCGGCUACGCUGGACCGAACUGCGAGCGGUGUGCCCCCGGCUACUACGGCAAUCCCUUGGUGAUCGGCAGCUCGUGCCAGCCCUGCGACUGCAGCGGGAACACGGACCCCAACAUGCUCUUCAAUAGCUGCGACUCCCUGACGGGCGCCUGCACGGGGUGCAUGCACCACACGGCGGGCGCGCGGUGCGAAGUGUGCGCCCCCGGCUACUACGGUGACGCGGUGACAGCCAAGAACUGCACACAGUGCGACUGUUCGCCUUGCGGGACUGACUCGUGCCAUCCGCGAACCGGCCAGUGCUUCUGCAAGCCUGGAGUGACGGGCCAGCAGUGCGACCGCUGCGGGGGACCGGGAGCCCCGCCGCCCCGGCGGGGGGGGGCCCCCUGCCGAUCGGAUGAGCUCCUAGUCCCUUGGGUGAAUCUCCGACGUUAUCUGCAAAAGGGAUGUGGCUCCACCAGCAUCUCUCUGCUAGUGGGGGGGUGCGAGUGCAAAGGCGGCUCCUGCGACCCGCGCACGGGCGAGUGCACCUGCCCCAACGGCCUGGCCGGGAAGCAGUGCGACGUCUGCCUGCAGAAGCACGAGGUCCCCGUGGCAAACGGCCCGGACAGCGUGAGGUGCGAAGUGUGCGACAGCUGUGUCCUGCUCCUGCUGGAAGAUCUGCAGAGCAUCGAGACGUCCUUCCCCUCGAUUCGGGGCCAGCUGGUUAACCUGAACGCCAGCUCCAUCGCCUGGGCUCGCCUCCACAGUCUCAACAGCACUAUGGCCACCAUCGCUAACCACUUGCGCGAGUACCAGCGAGCCCUAAGCAAGGUCAGGCAAAGGGCGGACGAGCUGGAGGACGAGAACGUGGACCUCACGCAGGACCUGAACGCGCUGCAGCACAAAAUGACAAUGACUCAAAGAGAAGCAAACCAUUUAGAGCAGCACACAAGAGAGACUUACCAGAGGGGGGAGCAGCUCCUGCUAAAUAUCCAAAGCAUCCAGAAAAGCAUUGCAGACCUGGUACAGGAGAUGGCCAAGUUUGGGACAGCAAACACCAGCACCACCUCCACCGAGGAGUUCCGGCAGAAGAUGGCCGAGGUGGAGAGGAUGCUGAAGGAGAUGAAGGAGCGGAGUUUUGGCAGCCAUGAGGCGCUGGCAAGGCACGAGUAUGAAGAGGCUCAGAAGCUGCUGCAUCGCGUGAAGAACGAGCUGUACUCCCGCUGGGAGGCUAACCAGGACCUGGUGAACAGCAUCCGAGAGCGGCUGGCUCAGCACAGCUCUGAGCUGAUGGACCUCCGUGACGCCCUCAACGAGGCUGUAAAUAAAACGAGGCAGACGGAGGACUUGAACGGCCUGAAUCGCAACAACCUGGAGGAGAGUCAGCAAAAGAGCCGGGAACUCCAAAAACAGUACAGAGUGGUGCAGGACACCCUGCGGAUGGCCAAGGACUCUCUGGCACAGGUCUCCAAGUUCCUGCAGAAGAUGGAUAGCGCAAAGGAGGAGUACGAGAAGUUGGCAGCCCUGCUGGAUGGGGCUAAGCUGCCCUUGACAGAGCGGGUAAAGAAGUUCUCCCCGGCCAGCAGCAAGAUCCCAAUUGUGGAGCAGGCUGAGGAGCAUGCCCAGCUCUUGGACGAGCUCGCGAGGAACCUGUCCAGCAUUAUCCAGGGCACAAACCAGGAUGGCUUUAUCCAGCGAGCGAUUGACGCCUCCAAUGCCUACGCCAGCAUCAUCGAAGCUGUGAAAAAAGCCGAGCGAGCGGCCCACGAUGCCGACGAGGCGGCCGGUGAGGCUUUGAUGAACGUCAUGUCAGAAAACCUUGGGGCCAUCUCUAAAGAACUGAAGAAGAACAGCAGCAACCUUGAAGAGGCUGUGAAGAGAGAGCAGAGAAAACUCAAUGGGGCUAUUAAAGGCACUCUGCAGACAGCAAAGGACAAACUGGCCGACCUCCGCGUGAAGAAGGAGCAGCUCCUGAGCCAGCUCCAGUCCGUACAGGACAUGCUGGGCAGGGACCAAGAGGACACAAAGGAGACAAUCCAGAAUGCCAAAGCGGCAGCAGCUGAGGCCAACGAAACAGCUGCACGAGUGGAAGAUACACUGAACACCAUGAAGAAGAACCUGGAUGAAUGGAAAGACCAGUACGGAGGCCUUCAAAACAAAGACCUGAACCAGGCAGUCCAGGAUGCCAGGAAGUCUGUGUCCAGCCUGGAAAGCACCAUCCCGCUGCUGCUGGGGAAGCUGAGCAGCCUGGAGAACAGGAGGAACAAGAACGCCACCGUGUCAGAGAACAUCGUGCGGAUCCGGCAGCUCAUUACGCAGGCGAGGAAUGCAGCUAGCAAGGUCAAAGUCCCAAUGAAGUUCAAUGGCAGCUCGGGCGUGCAGGUCCGGAUGCCCAGCAACCUGCAGGACCUGGCAGCCUACACGUCCCUCAAAUUCUACAUCCAGAACCCUGAGCCCAAGAGCAGGCAGCAGCAGCAGGAUGGGGCUGAAGAGGGGCGGUUCGUGCUGUACCUGGGCAGCCGAGAGGCCUCUGGAGAUUACCUGGGCAUCGUGCUCAAGGACCGCAAAGUUCAGUGGGUCUACAAACUGGGAGAUGAGGACCCAGCCUCCCUGACCAUUGACGAGGAGAUCGGAGAGCAGUUUGCCACCAUCAGCAUCAACAGGAUCCUGCAGUACGGACACAUGUCGGUGAUCGUGGAGAGGCAGACGGUACACGAGACCAAGGGAGACAGCGUCGCCAAGGGGGAGCAGGGGCUGCUCAACCUGGACCCGCGCAAUGUGGUUUUCUACGUGGGUGGCUACCCCUCCAGCUUCACGCCCCCUCCCAUUUUGCGCUACCCCAACUACCGUGGGUGCCUGGAGCUGGACACACUGAACGAGGAGGUGGUGAGUCUGUACAACUUCCAGCGCACCUUCCACUUGGAUACCACCACAGAGAAGCCCUGCGCAAGGUCCAAGUCCACAGGAGACCCCUGGCUGACAGACGGCUCCUACUUUGAUGGCACCGGUUACGCAGAGAUCAAGUUUGAGAGCCAGUUUGGCACGACCAAGCGCUUUGAGCAGGAGAUCCGAGUGGUCUCCUAUAACGGCAUCCUCUUCUUCCUGGAGAACGAGGGACAGUUCCUGUGUCUGGCCAUUCGGGACGGGAAGCUGGUGCUUUACUACGACUUCAAUGCCGGCCUGGAGAUGGCAAAACCCAGCAGCAACUCCUCGUCCCUCGCCAUUGGCAGCACCACGAACCAAGCGAUCCAGAUAUUCCUCCUCAAAAUGAAUAACAAGAAGCGCAUCCUGGUGCGGCUAGAGCGACUCACCAUCUUCAUUGUGGAGCAGGAGAACUCCCUGGAGAACGCGGUUUCCUACUACCUGGGCGGCGUGCCCCCGGCUGUGCUACCCCCCAGCUUGAAAGCGCUGUUUCCCACGGGUGGGCCCAUCCGGGGCUGCAUGAAGGGUUUGAAGGCUCUCGGCAAAUACGUCGACUUGAAGCGCAUGAGCACAGUUGGCGUGAGCUACGGGUGCACCUCGGACCUCCUGGUGGCUCGCUCCGUUAACUUCCAUGGCCAUGGCUACUUGACCCUGUCCCUGAAGAACGUGCCCCAGCUGCAGGACUUCUACUCGGGCUUCAGCUUCCGGACGAGCCAGCGCGAGGGGCUGCUCUACCACCACGCCACCCAGGAGGGGACUUGCCAGGUGUCUCUCAAGGGGGGCCAGCUGGCCUUGAACGUGCUGCAAACUGAAUUCACCACGAGAAAUACUUACGCAGACGACAGGACCCACUACGUGGCCUUCUACAGCGAUGUCCAUGGGGUCCGGCUGUACGUGGACGACGAGCUGCAGGAGGCCGUGCCCGGAGCUGGGUCCUAUUUCUCCCUGGAGGUGAAGCUCAGCUCCUCCAACGGGCUGCUCUUCUACGUCGCCGGUGAGCGAGGCGCCUUCCUGGCGCUCUUCAUCUCCAACAGGCGCUUCGUGCUCCUGGUGAACCUUGGUGGGCGCCGGCUGCAGAUCCGCAGCAAAGACAAGUACCGGGACCGGCGGGGGGACACCGGGGGCCGGGGGGUCUUCUUCAGCCGCGACCAGAGCCGAGCCCAGCUGGUCAUUGACGGGCUGCGAGCACAGGAGGCCACCACGACCACCGCAGGGCACUUCCUAGCUCGGACACCCUUCUACGUGGGGGGAACGCCAGCCGGGAUGGCCAAGGCUCACAUCCCGGUUGCUUCUGCCUCCAGCUUCGACGGGUGCCUGAGGAACCUGCAGCUGGACGGGAGGCCCCUGGGCCCCCCGUCGCGCACCGUCGGGGUGACGCCGUGCUACGAGGGAGCCCGGGAGAGCGGCGUCUUCUUUGCUGCAGAGGGCGGGUCCAUCAUCCUAGCUGACAUGGUGGCAACGGGGCAGGACUUGGAGGUGAUGCUGGAGGUCCGUCCCCGCAGUGCCUCCGGCCUCGUCUUCCACAUUGGCACAAGGAGAAACCCCUACCUCCAGCUGUACAUGGACAAGGCGAAGGUCACCGUGAGCGCCAGCGCCGGGGCUGAUGAGUUCUCCACGUCGGUGAUGCACUCGGCUCUCUGCGACGGGCAGUGGCACGCCAUCACAGUUAUCAAAAGGAAAAACAUAAUCCAGAUUGACGUGGACACAGAAGGAAACUACACAGCGGGCCCCAGCCAGGCGUCCCAGCCUCCUGCGCCCGGGGCGAGGGCGACGUUCCACCUGGGAGGGCUGCCAGAGACAACCAAGGCCAGCCCGGUAUGGCCGUUGCCUCCGCUCCCUCAUUAUGUGGGCUGUAUAAGGAAUCUGGUGAUUAACCGGAGCCACGUGAGCCUGCUGCAAAGCGGGACUGUCAGGGGCUCAGUUGGCCUUAAGGGUUGCCCCGUGCUAUAAGUGCACCUCAGUGUAAAGCCUGACGGACGGAAAGCUGCACUGCUCCCUGAGCCCCAGCUGUUACUAGAUUUGCUUAACAGUGGUCAAACAUACUUGAUCUCCAGCAACUGCCGAGCAGGCCUGCAGCUGCAAGUCAGGGGCCAAAAGCAGAGAGGGGCCAGGUACCUAUAGGGAAGGCGGGCAGGGGAGAAAGGUGGGAAGAAGGGGGCACUUCAGGGCCCCCUUUUACAAAUAUAACCAAAAAGUCUGAGCAGGAGCUAGGGCUAACUCCUUCCCCAGUGGUCAAGCAUCUGCAGCAGGACUCCUUCUGACACUUGGCUCAUGUCCUUUAUAGAGUGUGGGCUUACGCAUGCGGCAGCCACACACUCACAUCUUAAAUCCUGUUCCCCUUUCCCCGCACUUAAAAUGCACAUAGAUUUUACUUCACAGAACACUUCAGGCUAUUAAUAACAGUCACAGACUGUCUUCUGCUAAAGGCUCUAGGCAGCCCCUGUUUUAUAAUAAAUGCAAUUAGGACAAACUGGAUUAAUUCUGUCACUUUUGUGUUUUUACAAGCAAGGAUGCAUUUAACCCCCCCCCACCCAGGGUCACUCUUGGUUCACCUGCCACUGCUCUACAAAAAAAGCUCUGCAAGGGGGACUUGAAGAUGAAAUUCUGUUUACAGCAUUAGCCUCUUCCAUUCAGAUUAAUUUAAAACAAUUCCCCCCCCCAAAAAAACAAAAACCCCCCCACCACCACCCCCCAAAAAAAAAGGCUGGAAAAAGUGCUGAGGGAAAAGUAGAAAGACAUUACAACUGCCACACCUAGAUUAUCUCUCUGCAGUUACAUUCAGUGCCAUCCAAUACACUGGCAAAAAAGUCCUGUUGUAUGAAGCAGAAAACUUCUGCUUGAAAGGGAAGAAAUAAAGAAAGGUUACCUCUAAGCCUGGUUGGGUUUGAGAUGUCAUUU
This is a messenger RNA of Struthio camelus australis, 11172 nucleotides long. Lineage: Eukaryota; Metazoa; Chordata; Aves; Struthioniformes; Struthionidae. The record is from RefSeq and is a predicted model, not a curated record.